This is a messenger RNA of Mesocricetus auratus (golden hamster), 7655 nucleotides long. RefSeq names its product argonaute RISC component 4 (gene Ago4). The record is from RefSeq and is a predicted model, not a curated record. Gene Ontology annotation, molecular function: protein binding; RNA binding. The transcript has 19 exons. Bases 246 to 2873 code for a protein of 875 amino acids. NCBI's taxonomy places the organism in Eukaryota, Metazoa, Chordata, Mammalia, Rodentia, Cricetidae.
GCAGCUGGCGGCGGCGGCGGCGGGGAUUGUUUUUGUUGUCGCUGAGGCCGGAAGAGCCGUGAGAGAGCCGGGUCCCUGUGUCCCCGCCGGGUGCCGCCGCCGCCCCCUGCCCAGCGCCCGCGUCUUCGCGGCGCCGCUUCAGCGCCAAUAUUCCGGAGAGCAAGCGUUACGCGGCGGCGGCGGCGGCGGCGGGGCCCGGAGCGGGAGGCGCCGGGGACCGGAGCGAGGCGACCCCCGUCGCCGCCAUGGAGGCGCUGGGACCCGGACCUCCAGUCAGCCUUUUCCAGCCACCUCGGCGUCCUGGCCUUGGAACUGUUGGGAAGCCAAUUCGACUGUUAGCCAAUCAUUUUCAGGUUCAGAUCCCUAAAAUUGAUGUGUAUCACUAUGAUGUGGAUAUUAAACCAGAAAAACGGCCUCGUAGAGUCAACAGGGAGGUGGUAGACACUAUGGUACGACACUUCAAGAUGCAAAUAUUUGGGGAUCGGCAGCCUGGCUAUGAUGGCAAAAGAAACAUGUACACAGCACAUCCACUGCCAAUUGGACGGGAUAGAGUUGACAUGGAGGUGACCCUCCCAGGUGAGGGUAAAGACCAAACUUUCAAAGUGUCUGUGCAAUGGGUGUCAGUUGUGAGCCUUCAGUUGCUUUUAGAAGCUUUAGCUGGGCACCUGAAUGAAGUCCCAGAUGACUCAGUACAAGCACUUGAUGUUAUUACAAGGCAUCUCCCCUCUAUGAGGUAUACUCCGGUGGGCCGUUCUUUUUUCUCACCUCCUGAAGGCUAUUACCACCCUCUGGGAGGCGGCAGAGAGGUCUGGUUCGGCUUCCAUCAGUCUGUGCGACCUGCCAUGUGGAAUAUGAUGCUCAACAUUGAUGUAUCCGCAACUGCUUUCUACCGGGCCCAGCCUAUCAUUGAGUUCAUGUGUGAGGUUUUAGACAUUCAGAACAUCAAUGAACAGACGAAACCUCUAACAGACUCCCAGCGUGUCAAGUUUACCAAAGAAAUUAGAGGUCUCAAAGUUGAAGUGACUCAUUGUGGACAGAUGAAACGAAAAUACCGAGUUUGUAAUGUGACAAGACGACCAGCCAGCCAUCAAACCUUUCCUUUACAGCUAGAAAAUGGUCAAGCUAUGGAAUGUACAGUAGCUCAGUAUUUUAAGCAAAAGUACAGUCUGCAGCUGAAGUACCCCCAUCUUCCCUGUCUUCAAGUGGGACAAGAGCAAAAGCAUACAUACUUGCCACUUGAGGUCUGUAAUAUAGUGGCAGGACAGAGAUGUAUAAAGAAGCUCACAGACAAUCAGACAUCCACAAUGAUAAAAGCCACAGCAAGAUCUGCUCCUGAUAGACAGGAAGAAAUCAGUAGACUGGUGAAGAGUAACAGCAUGGUGGGUGGGCCUGACCCAUACCUGAAGGAAUUUGGGAUUGUUGUCCAUAAUGAGAUGACGGAGCUCACAGGCAGGGUGCUUCCAGCUCCGAUGCUGCAGUACGGAGGCCGGAAUAAAACAGUAGCCACACCCAACCAGGGUGUCUGGGACAUGCGAGGAAAGCAGUUUUAUGCUGGCAUUGAAAUUAAAGUUUGGGCAGUGGCUUGUUUUGCGCCUCAGAAACAAUGUAGGGAAGAUUUACUAAAGAGUUUCACUGACCAACUUCGUAAAAUCUCCAAGGAUGCCGGAAUGCCCAUCCAGGGUCAGCCAUGUUUCUGCAAGUAUGCACAAGGUGCAGACAGUGUGGAGCCCAUGUUUAAACAUCUGAAAAUGACGUAUGUGGGCCUGCAGCUAAUAGUGGUUAUCUUGCCUGGAAAAACACCAGUAUAUGCGGAAGUGAAACGUGUUGGAGAUACCCUUUUAGGUAUGGCCACACAGUGUGUCCAGGUCAAAAAUGUUGUGAAGACCUCACCCCAAACCCUUUCCAACCUUUGCCUGAAGAUAAACGCAAAGCUUGGAGGAAUUAACAAUGUACUUGUACCUCAUCAAAGGCCCUCAGUGUUCCAGCAGCCUGUCAUCUUCCUCGGAGCAGAUGUCACUCAUCCACCUGCUGGGGACGGGAAGAAGCCGUCUAUUGCAGCCGUGGUGGGCAGCAUGGACGGCCAUCCCAGCCGGUACUGUGCCACAGUGCGGGUGCAGACAUCUCGGCAAGAGAUUGCCCAGGAGCUCCUCUACAGUCAGGAGGUCGUGCAGGACCUGACAAGCAUGGCUCGGGAGCUACUGAUUCAAUUCUACAAGUCCACACGCUUCAAGCCCACUCGAAUCAUCUACUACCGUGGAGGGGUGUCCGAGGGACAGAUGAAACAGGUAGCUUGGCCGGAGCUAAUAGCAAUUCGAAAGGCAUGCAUAAGCUUGGAAGAAGACUAUCGGCCAGGAAUAACCUACAUUGUGGUGCAAAAGAGACAUCACACACGACUCUUCUGUGCAGACAAAACAGAAAGGAAAAUACACGACAGAAACUUCGCUGUGGCUCACACUUGGAAGGUGGGGAAAAGUGGCAAUGUCCCAGCAGGCACUACGGUCGAUAGUACCAUCACACAUCCAUCCGAGUUUGACUUUUACCUCUGUAGUCAUGCAGGAAUUCAGGGAACCAGCCGUCCUUCACAUUACCAGGUCUUGUGGGAUGACAACUGUUUCACUGCAGAUGAACUUCAGCUGCUAACUUACCAGCUCUGUCACACCUACGUGAGGUGCACACGCUCAGUCUCCAUUCCUGCCCCUGCUUAUUAUGCCCGGCUGGUAGCAUUUCGGGCAAGGUAUCAUUUGGUGGAUAAAGAUCAUGACAGUGCAGAAGGCAGUCAUGUGUCAGGACAGAGCAACGGCCGGGACCCUCAGGCCUUGGCUAAGGCUGUGCAGAUCCACCAUGAUACCCAGCACACUAUGUAUUUUGCCUGAGAGUCUUGGAAAAGAACUCAACCAAUUUGGCAUCCCACGCAUCCUCAAAUGUUUCAGAUGCCUACUGUCUCUAGAUAGUGCCACAUUAACUUCAGGUGGUCCCCUACCAGCAGCUCGGAAUAGUUAGUUGCACUGAAUCUAUAUUUUGCAGCCCUGACUGAUGCAUCAACAAAAUCGAGCCAUUUUAAAAAAAAAGUAGAAACUCAUAGAUUAUGUUUUCUGAUGCACUGGACAAAAUUUUUACCUCAAUGUGCAAAGGCCGAUGAGCCUUGACUUUCUAAAGGACUUACUUUCCAAGAAGGAUUUCUAUGGGCUAUUUUGCUAGCUGUGGUAUUCACCGCAUCUAGUCUUAUAAGAGGAGUAUUUCCUUUUUCCUGUGUUCAUUGAACGAGGUGUAUGCAGAAGUGGGAGAGAAGAACCAAACGACCUGUUUCAUUUCCAUGCAACUUUUUAAUUGGAUAGGUUCAUAGACUUUCUAAUGGAGAUUUCUGACUUUGCCGCUGUAAAUGCCUUUAAGGUGCAUUAAUUUUUGAAAGUUUUACAUAUUGCUUUCACUGCUUUAUCUUACUGAUCUCUUCAGGCCUAUGCUGUGGAGUGCAAACUGCCCGGCAAUUGCACUAUAUUUGGCUGCAGAUUCAAACAGGGCAGUUCUCUUACGUGGCUGGCUUUUGUGAAUAUGUGACAUAAACAGAUGUGAUUUGUGUCAUAGGGACAAAUAACACUGCCAUGGUAAAAAGUUCUCCCUAUUUGGAAAAAAAUUAGCUUUUAGUACUUUUCCAAGUUUUCAAAAGUGCCCAUUUUAUGCUGCUGUGUGGUUUGUUAAAUGUAAAUGAUUUUUAAACUUCUCUCAUAGAAAAUUAACUUUGGCAAUAAGCAUUUUUUAAAGGCCCCUCCCCUUUUUCCCCCAAUGAGGUAGUUUUCUAGAUGAAAUUUUAAUAUGGUUUUUAUCAACUAUUUCUUAAUAUAACAUAACCUGGACAUUCUGAAACCAGUCGAUAAAGACAUAUAUUUCCAUGCCCUUUUAAGUAAUUGUUUGAGUUUUUUUAAACCUAUUUUAUGGUCAUAGUCAGUGUCCUGUCACUUUUUUUUUCUUUUAAAAUAAGCUGGAACCAGGAUGUUUCCUGAUUGGCCAAGCUUUGCCAAUAUAUAAGGCAUAUUGAGCGAUGCUGCACUUGAAAAAAAAAAGUACCAGCAUGUAAAAAGCUUGUUUUCCCUGGGAAUCAAGGCUGUACACACAGCUGCUUGCAGUACAGAUUUGUUUGCUCUUCUUUUAGCCUGAAAUGUGCUUGGUUUUGCCUUCCUCUUUUUCAACUACAACUAUGUAGAAGAAGAAGUUGAUUUUUUUUUCUUUUCCUGUAGAUUCUGGAUUCCCUCAUAGGAAGGCAGGACUCCUUUUCUUUUCCAACAACGGGAGUUGUCAUAAAGCAAGCAUCAAUUAGAACACAGGGGAAAUGUAUCCUAUAUUUACUGUAGAUAAUACUUUGUAAAGGACAAGCGUUACAUAUUCUAGGUAGUUCCACCCAGGGUUUCCCAGCCCACAUUAUACUCUAUCCUGGAAGGGCAAGGAGUGAAAGGUAAGAGGCUCUGUGGAGAGCCACACUCCUCAUGACUGAGGGGGGAGCUGGGAAAGAGACAGACACAAUAUUCUAAAAACAGUUUGUCAUCUAUCUAGAAACCGUUGGUGGAAACACUGGAUCAGAUGGUGAAGGGUGUUCUCUUGAACUCAUUAGUUGGUUCAAGGUCCAAGUCUGUUAAAUUAGCCUUCUUUUCAAAGUCCCAGCAAUAUAAAGCACUGUUCUCCUCAGUCUUUUAAACAAGCUUGUAAAUACAUUAAUGUUUACAUUUCCAUGUGCUAUUUCUCAGUGGUGCCACCAGUGUUGGUUGAGCUGGUCUCCAAGCGAGUUUUAUGAUGUCCAUGAAGUCCUAUAGCACAUGAUGAUGAGUGUAGACAUCUUCAGUCUCUGCAGACAGUGGGGAAAGCAAGUCCCUUGGCUGAAGCACAGUGUAGGCAGGAGUGAAAAGAUGGCAGAUACUUGUUCCCUAAGAUUCUCCUUUUUCUUGCAAAUACCUCACUUGGAUAUUACAAAUCAGGACACGUUGAUGAAUGGCUGGCUGCCACUUUUAGUCACACUUGUUCAGGAAGAGCACAGAAAAUGCUCUUCAGUACGGCCACUCUGGACCGAAGAAGAGGGGGGAAAAACAGGAGCUUUUUAGGAGGAGAACUCAUCUGGAGCCUGUGAUGUGAAAGAACUCUUGGCUGGCUAGCUGGCUGGAUGCUUGGGCAGCUGGUUAACAAUGCACAGAAGAAACUCUUGUCAUCUUCCUGCAUGAUGGAACAGGGAGCAAGCUGGGUGCCCAGAAGCCCUGAUCCACUUGCCUGCAGUUUGGUUCUAUGCUUGACCUGAACAAAAUGCCUGAAACACCUCAGUCUCUCCUAGUAUGCUGGGACCAAUCAGUAUGGUGGUUGAAGAAAAGCCAGGAGGUCAAUUUUUGUAGGAACACAGUACCAUUAAGGAUGUGAUGUUGUUGGACAAAUGGAGAGAAAUAUGGAAGAAUUAGGAUUGAUGGGGAAAAACUUGCUGAGGGAUGAAUAGUUAAGAGGUGAUCCCUGCAGAAUCAGAUCUGCAGUAAUGCCAUCACAAGCAAAUCUGAAUGCAUAGUUUUAAUUAGGGUUGACAAUUCAAAUAGUUAUCCCCCUCGAAACUGACUGAAUUAUUAUGCAUGUGUCAAUCAAUGGGAGGUGUGCAUUCUCUAGAAGUAGUGUUAGGCUGUUUGGUUUUCUUAAAUGCAGCCUAUUUAGGCACUAUCAUGUAGUGUGGAAGAUUGCAGUGUAGCAAUGCUAAAGAAUAACAGUUGGGGGCUAGGGAGCACAGGACAUUAAGAAUGGGGAAGACUCAAAUGUUGAACCAAUUAUGUUUUGUUGUUAGUUGUUGAAUUCUGAGAUGUUUAUAAAGUGAACCAGCUGGCUUGAUGCAGCCAGCUACCUGGACAGGCAAACCAUUUUCAUUCUUACUGUAAAUUCUAUAUGCUGCUUCCAAAGGUGAUGAUUUAUAAGCAGGCAUGUUCUAUAUUGUCUGUAUUUUAAGAUCUGGUGCCCAACCUGUAUCCUAUACCAGAGCUUACCCACCUGGCUCAGUUGCCUAUUCCUUCCCAUGGGAAUAAGCAAUCUACUGUUUUAACAAGGCUUACUCGCUCUACCCUGCCCUAGUUGCCCUCUGUGGAUAUACUGUAAGAUUCUCUUGCUCAUUAGCAAGGUGGCAGCUCAGCUUUCAUUUUAAGAAAGCAGAGGUUAAGGGUAUUGUAUUAAUAUUGCUUCAACUCCAAGAAUUUUUUCUUGUAAAAUUAAAGGAAAGAUCUUUAUUGGCCAACCAUUUUCCUUUUCCCUUGCUAUUAACAUAUUCAUAUUCUUUCUGUGUCCACUGGCUGAAAAUGUUUGUGUUUGUUCAUCUGACUAAUGGCAUGGUUUGUUGUUUCUCUAUGGUUAGACUUGUAAUGUUUAAAAAUGUAUUUUAUUAAUUUAGGCUGGGUGUCUGUCUCUAGCAAUACGAGGUACUUUCUAAGCUAUUAAGGAAGGGUUUGUAUCCCUGUGUGAGAUAAGAUGAUGAUGUUUAUUUUAUUUUUUGCCCUGCAGGGAUGUUUUGUGUUCAUGUGUCCAAAAAGAUGGGUGGGUGAGUGGGGGGAUAAAUUGGCAUUCUUAUGCUAAAGGUUGUUUUUCUCAUCAGUUGUGUAAUAAAUAUGGAAUACACUGUAAUGACAUCAUACAUGGCUACUUUAAAAAAAACAGUUUCAUCUAUUUGAGAAAUUGAACAAAGAAGAGAAGUGAAACAAUUGUGUAUUUAAUUUCUGGGUCUCCCUAUAUUUAGGGAUUACCACUUGGGAAUUUUUGAUGAUUCCCAGGAUCAGUUCACAUAUGAGAACUUUGACAAGAUUCAUCAGGGUUCUAGGUACUGCUCUCAAUGGGAAGCUCUGAUUAAGUGAUGUCUUAAGGAAACUGGUGAGGUAUGGUGGCCCACUCCAGUAAUCCUGGAAGUUGGGAGACUGAGGCUGGAAUAUUAUUAUAAUUCUGAAUCCUUGUGUAUUAGCUACUUUUUUCUUGAUUGGAUAAAACAUGACCCAAAAAAGCCUGUGGGAGAAUUGUUUUCCCUUUGCUUAUGUUUCUAGAGAGAGAAUCCACAAUGGUGUAGAAAGCAUGGCAGCAGGCAGCCUCAGAAACCACAAACAUGAAGCAGAAAGUGAUCUGGAAAUGAGGCAAGGCUGUAACCUCUCAAAGCCUGCUCCCAAUGCUGGACUUCCUCCAGCAACGCUGUACCUUUGCAUAGCCUCCUGAAACAGUGCCACCAACUGGGAGCCACACAUCUCAGACAGACCACUACACCGUGUCUCAAAGACAUGCAAACAAAACAACAACAAAAAAGUCCCAAGAAGACAGUGUGGCCUGAUGCUUAUGUUUAUGACUAGGUUCUCUAGAGAUGCUCCCCAAAUUCACACAAAGCAGAAGUUUCCAGUCUCUUGUGUUCUUUGGUUUGGGACAAGGUCUCCCUGUGUAGGCCAGGCUGGUCAUGAACUCUUACUCCUGCUUCAGUCAUCAGGGACAUCUUUAAUCUUAACAACACUUCUUUGAGGUUGAGGGAGGAAUCCUCAUUUUCAAAAAAAAAAAAAAAAAGAGCUACUGGGUUGAGGGCAUAGUUCAUUUGUGCAAUGUGUACAUAUGGCCAUGAGUUCAAUCCCUAGCAUGGCAAAAACAAUAAAACCAGCCAAUAAACUUCCAAGAGGUUAAAUACA